AUGUCUGGCUACUUUAAGUGGACAGAGCAACAGUUGUGGGGAGAUGAGAAGGACAAGCAAAGAGCAGACAUACUGGAAUUCCUAUCUGAUAUUUUCUAUACUGUCCGGGAUAUGACCAAGCAUGCCCUGGACGACGAUGAUCUUUUCCAGCUCAAGAUCAAAGUCCAUUCUGCGAAUGACCCGACAAGACUCUUCUUCCAGUCCUCUUCAGCCGAUAUCUUGGAGCAAUACCCGAUUGUCGAAGAUGGUGAAUCGCAGGAAUGGCUGGCAGUAACUGAUUACGAAUUACAGAGUAUAUCCCGCUCCGGCCCCUUCACUCAAGCAAUCGAUCUCAGCUACCAAAUGGCUUGGAGGUUCAAUGGCGCCCGAAGACAUGGAAUGCCACCACUUGAUGGCUUCAAACAUUCUUUGGGGAAUUUGAUGGGCUGGAGGUAUCAAGAGGGCUUUUCGCAAUCGAUGAUACAAGAGAGAUACGCAGCCACUGUUUACUAUGACCAAGACCCUGAGUUUCGUGCUACUCAGUCAUGGGAAAGAAUUGAGAAUAAACUGGAUACGCCGCAUCUGAUGAUUACCAUACUGCAUGAUAUUACGGGCGAUGAGAGAGUUUUAAGGGGCGAGAUAUUGGUGAUUCUUGCAGCUAUGCAGAGUAGAAUGUGUUUCAAGCUUUUUGAAGAGCAUGUUAUCAUCCCUAUUCAACUGUUUUCAUUUAUGGGCCGACAAGGACGGAUCAUCCAGGCUUAUUUUGAUGGCGGACAUUUGAUUCUAUGCAAGAGCCAGCUCUUCAAUUUCACCGACUUUGAGACAGCCCCUUUUGAUAUUUUCGUGGAGCACCUAGCAAGCAUGCCAGUUGGAAAUACCAAGGCAUUCAUGUUAGCUAGCAGAAAUCAGGGCCCCUGGUCGGCCUUGCUCUUUUUAUUGACUUCUUAUGGAGUGUUGGCUAGGAGGACUAUCAUGAAACGUUUUUAA
This is a messenger RNA of Aspergillus wentii DTO 134E9, 966 nucleotides long. RefSeq lists its product as uncharacterized. Lineage: Eukaryota; Fungi; Ascomycota; Eurotiomycetes; Eurotiales; Aspergillaceae. The coding region runs from base 1 to 966 and encodes 321 amino acids. The record is from RefSeq and is a predicted model, not a curated record. The transcript has 3 exons.